CUGGUCUCCAGCAAGAUGGCGCUGCUGUGUAUAGACACGGGUCAGUACGGGGAAGCUGUUCCCGUGGUGUUUCCAGUCACAGAGCAGAGUGGGGUGUCAGUCACUUCCUCUAUGUAUUGGAGAAGGUGAUUGGGCAGCUAUGCUGGGUGUCCUGUGUAUUCUGCUGUGCCUCUUCCAGCUUGUGCUCUGCCAUAGACCACAAUGUCACCACAACCACACAGGGCAGCCCAGUACACAGCCGUGUGCGGAGAAUGACACCCUCGCCACCUUCCUGGAGACAUUCAGCAGCAAGUACCCGGCCCCUGGGAGUCCUGUGGAGGAACGAUACGGAGUGUUCCUGGAAAGCUUGGAAAGACACAAAUAUCUGAAUGGGUUUGCACACAGUGCUGGAGAUGCAUUUUAUGGAAUUAACCAGUUUUCUGAUUUGUCAGCCCAAGAGUUUUCAGACAUUUACUUGAAGAGCUACCCUGCUAUGAAAGACAAUUACAUUGUGCCUAAUAAAACCUUUUCAAGUAAAAAUGCACUGCCAUUGCGUUUUGACUGGAGAGACAAAAAUCUUGUGACAUCAGUGAAAAAUCAGAUGGAUUGUGGUGCUUGCUGGGCUUUCAGCAUAGUUGACACGGUGGAGUCUGCCUAUGCUAUCAAAGGACAUCCUCUGACGGAGCUUAGUGUACAGCAGGUCAUUGACUGUUCGUACAUGGACAAUGGCUGCAAUGGUGGAUCAACGCUCAGUGCCUUGAAAUGGUUAUAUCAGUCUAAAACUAAACUGGUGAGGUCCUCGGUAUACCCCUUUAAAUCACACACUGGAUCAUGCCAUUAUUUCCCUGCGACGGAAUAUGGGGUGUCCAUAAAAGGAUAUCAUGCCUAUGACUUAAGUGAUUCUGAGGAUGUGAUGAUGAAGUUGCUGAUACACUAUGGUCCAUUAGCCGUUAUUGUUGAUGCACUUAGCUGGCAAGAUUAUCUUGGAGGUAUAAUUCAGUAUCAUUGUUCUAGCGGCCAUUCAAACCAUGCUGUCCUUGUAGUUGGCUAUGAUAAAUCAGGUGAUAUUCCUUACUGGAUUGUGAAAAACUCUUGGGGUACAACUUGGGGUAUAGAUGGCUAUAUACAUAUAAAAAUAGACGGUAAUUUAUGUGGAAUUGCAGACUUUGUAGCUUUUCCCGAGAUGUGAUUUGGAUAAGGUAUAUAAACACUUAUGAAUGACCAUAUGAAGAUGCAUCAUCAAAAUCGGUUAUCAUAACGGGCAGAAAAAUAUUGUUAUACAGGCACAGUUUACCUUCAUAAGAUUGUCUUUUUUUGGACAGUACAGAAGCCCUAGCAGUGUCACAAUGAAACUUCAGAACAAGCUUUUGGAGUCUUCUUACUUUUCUCAGCUCAAGGAAUACCUAAAAGCUUAGCAAAAACACACAUACACAGGGUAAUCAAAGUGAGACAAAUAGUCCAAUAAGGAGUAAAGAAAAGGACCAAGGAAAGGGGGGUCACAGAGGUAAGAAUGGUCAUAAAACUAUAUUGAUAGGGAUUAAGAAAGCUAUGCUCCACAUCCAGUCCGCUACUGUAUCUCUCAUGUCAAACAGGAUUCUCUUUUCUAGUUUCAAUGGUUUUCCUUCCCUGAUAUAUUUAACACCCCUAUUCCCAAACUUUUGAAACAUUAAUGUAUUAUGGAAUGUUCUGGCUGUAAAAAAUGAUGUCCCACAGGUGUGCAGUAAUUUCUUCAUUAUGUUCUUUUGUGGUGUGUCAAUGUAGGUUUAUUUUAUGUUUUUUUUUUGUCCUGUUUCACCUAUAUAACAUCUUAGUUGCACUUGUUGCAUAGAAUGUGAUACUCCACAUAAUUAAAGGUGCAGCUGUAUGAUCCAGCAAUAUAGAAAAUGAUAUGUAAUAGGUUUUAAUAGAUUUAUGUGGCUGCAUAGCUUGCAGCAUGUAUUGUUGUAAUGUUUUGUUCCGUUGUUUCUGUCCCUAUAUUAAGAAUCAAAUUUCCUUUUGAUUAAUUGAUGUGGUUUUUUUUGUUUUUUUUGUAGGAAUGGGCAUAGCAGUAGGGUCACAAUGGCAACCCCGCUCAUCCUCCAGGGGGCCCGGGCAACAAGAGGAGCAGGCCCGGCCAGCUGUAUUUUCCUGCAGCAGUUGAACAACUGAUUUUCCUCCUUUGCCUCCCGCUAGCAUUCAGCUAUUGCAGGAAAAUACAGUCCCUCCUGUCCCUGUUCCUCUUGCUGCCUGGGUCCCCCCUCUGUGCUCCCCUGGUCCCCCCUCCUUUCCCCCGGCUGCUGCACGGCAUACUUUCAGGAUAGGUAGUGGUUGAAAGGGCCGGUAAAUGUAAUUUACCAGCCCCUUUCUUUCUAAACGAAUACAGUGAAUGAUCGGUACGAAUUACUCGCUUUGUUCAUUCAUAACUGAUGCAUAGUAAACUGUUAGUUUAGGAUGCCAAAACCUGGUGAUCUUUGAUCUAAUACCUGAACUGAAAGCACAGAAACCCAUCAUUCCCCCCAUGUUAUUGAAAUGGACAAAAGCAAACAUGUUUGAAGUCCAUCCUGGGUGGCAACCUUGGCUCGCUUUAUAGAUAUAGUGGAGGAGUCAACGUAAGAACAGGAAGGUUGUUAUUUGCAAGAUUACCAGGUAAAGGGGAAAAACAUUGAAACAAAGAAAACAAAUGCAUUUUUGUGCCUCUGUGUUUUUGGAAAGGGUGGGGGACUUGUUUUCCUGAAAAAUGCAGCUUUUGCAUGUAAUAGACUUUAAUGGACCUGCAUCCAAUUGUGUUUUUUACAUUCACUGUAUAUAGCUGGUUGCCAAGGAGCGGGCCAGGAAGCCGUACGCCACGUCCUAACAACCGAUGAGUCAUUGGUUGUCAGCGGGCUUCCUUGAUGACCGCUGACAGCUAAAAAACGGCAUGGGGUCCCCCACCCAAAGACCAUACCAGACUCUUUGACCUGGCAUGGAUUAGGAGGGGACGCAAAAAAAAUGGCGUGGGUUCCAUCGCAAAAUUCAUACCAGACCCUUAUCCGACCAUGCAGCCUGGUAGGUCAGGAAAGGGAGGGGACAAACGAGGUUUGACCUUCAUAUACUGAAAUAAUAAGCUCCAGCAUAAGAUUUAUGGGACUCCCAUUUGUUAAGGGCUUAAAAUUUGUUCCCAUUAGAAGCCUGUAUCCGACAAUCCUGUUUAAAAUAUUUUCCUUAAGUACUUAUGUAUAUAUUUAUUUUUCCGAUAAUAAAGUUCACACUCAAUAUGAAUAGAAAAGGAAAUAAUAUACGUGUAUAAUAUAAAGAAGAGGUAAUAUACAAAUGUAUAGACAUUCCAAAAAUUGUACGUUAAUUAAUGACGAAAAGCUAUGUAUUGAUUUUGUAUAAAUAAAGUAUUUUAAGUUACAACAAA
Messenger RNA from Rana temporaria (common frog), 3358 nucleotides. It is a transcript of the gene CTSO, whose product is annotated as cathepsin O. The transcript has 8 exons. NCBI's taxonomy places the organism in Eukaryota, Metazoa, Chordata, Amphibia, Anura, Ranidae. The coding region runs from base 140 to 1168 and encodes 342 amino acids. The record is from RefSeq and is a predicted model, not a curated record. Gene Ontology annotation, cellular component: lysosome. Gene Ontology annotation, molecular function: cysteine-type endopeptidase activity.